AUGUCCCUGAGGUCCCUGUGGGCGCUGCCGCUGCUGCUGGCCGGGCUGGGCGUGGUGUGCGCGGAGGAGCGCGGCCCGGGGGCCGCGCUGGCGGUGCCGGGCCCGCGGCCGCUGCGGCGCCGUUACUCGGAGGCGGCGCUGGCCAGCGACUACAGCCGCAGCGUGGAGCGCGUGCUCGGCAGGAGCUUCGUGCAGUGGCUGCUGGCCCGGCGCGAGAGGGACAGCCCCGACGCCGAGGAGCCCCUGGAGAGGGAGAGCAGGACCCCAAGAGGAGCCGGGGAUGGGGGAAAAUCGGAUUUUGGGGCGCCAGGAGCCAAAGAUUUCCUGGGAUGGCUCUGGAAAAACCGGGAAAUCCCGAGUUUUCCGGCUCUGGAAGGCUCCGAGGGCCUGAGGGAAUUUUUGGAGCAGGAAUUCCUGACCUGGCUGAUGUCGGGCGAGCUCUGCAGGGCCAAGUCAGUGCCUAAAAAUCCCAAAAAUGCCCCAAAAUUUGGGUUUUUUUGGGGUUUUUUUGGGAUUAUAUUCCCAGAGAAUGUGAUUUUCCACCCCGUCCCUGGAGGUGCCCAAGGCUGGGGAGUAGAACUGGAUGGGAUUUGGGAUUUGGGAUUUGGGAUUUGGGAUUUUUCCAACCCAAACUCAGGAUUCGGGGAUUUGGUUGAUUUUUCUGAAAUUAUUUCAGCCGCCUCACCCAAUCAGCGAGCGCCCGCCGCCCUCAACCCACCAAUCACCACCACCCGCGUCCCCGCCCCUCCCUCCCCGCCUUCUCCCCCGCCAUCCCCGGAUGAGGGGAGGCGGGGUUUCCUCGGCGCUCGGCCAAUGGGGAGGGCGGGCGCGGGCGCGCGCGCGCGGCGGCAGCCAAUGGGAGCGGAGGACGCCGGCGGGGACACGGCCAAGGUGACGCUGCCCACAGAGCCGCCGCCGCCGCCGGCCCGAGCGGACCCCGCGCAGGUGGGACCCGGCCCGGGCCGGCCCCGCGCCCGCCGCUGCCCCCGCGGCUCCCGCCCGGAGCCUCGGGCCCGGCCGAUCCUCGCUGGGGUCGUGCCCUUCGCUGCCCGGCGGGCGGUGGGGCCUGCGCUGCCCUCGGCGGGGGUGGGGGGGGGGUCGUGA
This is a messenger RNA of Vidua macroura (Pin-tailed whydah), 1104 nucleotides long. RefSeq names its product collagen alpha-1(I) chain-like. Gene Ontology annotation, biological process: regulation of insulin secretion; response to starvation; response to glucose. Bases 1 to 1104 code for a protein of 367 amino acids. The transcript is spliced from 5 exons. NCBI's taxonomy places the organism in Eukaryota, Metazoa, Chordata, Aves, Passeriformes, Viduidae. Gene Ontology annotation, molecular function: glucagon receptor binding. The record is from RefSeq and is a predicted model, not a curated record.